CCACGGUUAAAGCCAAGCCAAAUCGGCGGAAGCGAAAAAAAGCAAAAAAAAAAUCCCGUCUCGUCUCGUCUUCUUCCUCCUCCGCGAUUUCCGUUGCAAAAAAAACCUCGUCUCGUCUCGUCUCUCUUCUUCCUCCUCGACAUCGUUUGUGAGGGUUUCGAUCUCGAAACCGACAAGGGUUCGCCCCGCGAGUGCAUGGCAGUGCGCCUACUGGCUAAUGAGGUGUCGGACCUGUGCAUCGGCAAGCCGGCGGUGAGGUCGCUCCCGCUCUCCGCCGCCGCCGGGGACCUGGCCGCGGCGCUCAGGAGGGGACCGCAGCAGGCAGCGGGAGGGGCGGCCGCGUGCGUCGCCGUCGUCGGCCCCGGGCGCGCCGUCGCGGGGAGGCUCGGGCUCGCCGACGUGCUCUGCUUCCUCUGCGCCGCGCCGGGCGCGCUCGCCCACCCCACCGCCGCGCUCUCCAAGCCCGCCUCCGCGCUCCUCCCCAAGGACGGCGCCGGCGAGGUCCGCCGCGUCGACCCCCGCGCCAGUGUGUUGGAGGCGCUUGAUGCCGUCUUGAGCGGCGCGCAGGUGCUCGCCGUCCCUCUCCGCUCCGGCGGCCGGAGGAAGCAGCUCGGCGGCGGCGGCGGUGGCGGCGGCGGCGGCGACUACUGCUGGUUGACGCAGGAGGACCUCGUCCGCUACUUCCUCAACUCCAUCUCCCUCUUCUCCCAUGUCGCCGGCCGCUCCGUCUCCUCCCUCGGCCUCGUGCGCGCCGACGACCUCCUCACGGUGCGGCCCCACGAGGCAGCCCUGUCCGCCGUGCCCCUCCUCCGCCGCGCCAUCGCCACGGAGACCGCGGUCGCCGUCGUCGACGACGGCGGCCACCUCGUCGGCGAGAUCUCCCCCGCGCUCCUCGCGUCCUGCGACGAGACGGCGGCCGCGGCCAUCGCGACGCUGUCGGUGGCCGACCUCAUGGCGUACGUCGACUACUUCGGCGCGCCGCCGGAGCACAUCCUUCGCGCGGUCAAGGCCGGGCUGAAGAGCAAGGGCCUCGACGCCAUGCUCGAGCUGGUGGAGAACGAGGCGGUGUCCUCCUUCGCGUUCUCCUCCUCCUCCACCUCGUCGUCCUCCGACGACGAGGCCCACGGCCGCGCCGCGCGGCUGAGGCGGCCGUCGUCGGGGAGCUACGGGCGCCGCUCGACGGAGGAGCCGGUGGUGUGCAGCCCGGCGAGCUCGCUGGUGGCCGUGAUGAUGCAGGCGCUCGCCCACCGCGCCAGCUACCUGUGGGUGCUCGACGAGGACGACGACUGCCGCCUCGCCGGGAUCGUCACGUUCGCCGACGUGCUCACGGUGUUCCGCGAGCAGCUGCAGUGAAGGCCGCUGCCGCGGCGACGCCAAGAAAGAGUUCUUUUUUUUUUUUCUGUUGCGGCGAUCGAUCGAUGGAUCGUUGUGCAUGCCUGCAUCCUUGUUCUGAAAACAUUUUGGAGUGUUUGUUUUGAAGCGUUUUGAACUCUGAACUCUGAAGUAUUUGUCUCUGCCUUGGCCUGGUGCUGAUGAACAAACUGAGACUUUUUGGAUAUGCCUUCCAAAUAAAUAAGCAUUUGAGUUUUCAUGCUGUA
Oryza sativa Japonica Group (Japanese rice) is the source of this 1598-nucleotide messenger RNA. RefSeq names its product CBS domain-containing protein CBSX5. Gene Ontology annotation, cellular component: cytoplasm; nucleus. The record is from RefSeq and is a predicted model, not a curated record. Lineage: Eukaryota; Viridiplantae; Streptophyta; Magnoliopsida; Poales; Poaceae.